UUCUUUUUGGGAUCACCCAAAGUAUUUUUCUGUUCAAUAGAAAUGUGAAAAACCAGGAAUAAAAUGUUGCAUUUAUUUCAUACCAUCACGGCAAUUGGAAACGAUUGUUGAUAUAACAAGCAUUGUGUGAAGCAAAAGCACACAAUAUACUUACCGAAUUUGCAGGGCUUGGACAUUCACUAUUUUUCAACCUCGUAAAGUUUGUAUCAACUGAUAAUAUCUGUCAUGGAGUCUUAGUUGAUUUAGAGUAGUAUACAAUGAACCCAGUACAGCAGUAGAAUCUAUGGAUUGUGGUUAUCGCAAUACUAAUGCUAGAAGGGAAUGAUUUAUACUGCACUUAUCCGACGGCAGCGGAGAACUGCAGCACCAACAACCUUUCAGUUACUCGUGCAUAGUCAUUUAUAUACUGUCAUCAAUGUAAACCCACGUUACUUGGUAAACGAGAAUAAAACACAUAUAUCAAAGUGGAUAUGCAGUAUUAGCAGACCAAAAAAUUCUGAAAUUUCCCAAUCUUUGAACCCUCCAACACCUGCUUCUUCUGUUAGUUUAAAACCGUUUAAAUCACAGUCAUCUACAUUGCCCCCGCUCUAUGUUCCUAAAACCGAACUAGAAGUAAUAAGUCACACUAUGCAAACUACAGAGGAUGAACUGAUAAAUCAUGUCCAACUGCAGCCAAUAUUGACAUUCAAUUUCAAAGAAGUACAAGGACUUUUUCCAGAGCAAAUGGAAGUGUUACCAUCUGGAGUGAAGGAGUCAAAAAGAAAGAGAAGAAGGAAAAAGAGAGACUAUGGCAAAGAGACGAUUCUUCCAGGGAAUCUUUUGCAUCAGGUGACAGAUCAAGUAAGAAAGAUGGUAGAGAAUGGACAAAUGGAAUCAUUUGGUGCUACAUCCAGUUCAAGUUGUAAGAAGAUAUCACCAAAAAUGUCGGAUCAUUUGGAUUUUACAGAAAGUUUUGCUAAAAGUGACUUGGAUGUUGAUGCUGAGGAAUAUUUAACAGAGUUACCAUUUGCAUGCACUGAUAAUGUCCUAGAGUCUCAGCCAGAGGAGGAUGAUGCAUGUUUAGUUGAUGUUGGUGAUUUAAUGACAGGUAUACUAGACAGGAAAUAUGAAUUUUAUCAGAAAAAGGAAUUACAGAAAGCAAAGAAAAAGAAAGCACAGAAGAGGAAGCAAGCUAGUGGGAAAAGAGAAGAGAAUGAGGGGGAAGCAGAUGAAAAGAAACCCAGAAGAAAGCCUCCCAACUAUUUUGUAGCCAUACAGAUGAGUAAUCAAAAGAUUCAUAGUGCUCUUAAGGAAGUCCAGAAGACAAUACUCCAAAAAGACAAGAAUAUAUCUCCUGCAUUCAUACCAAUCCCCACUCUUCAUCUCACCAUGAUAGUGCUUAGACUGGAUGAGGAAGAGGAGAUGCAGAGAGCAAAAUCAGCCUUGGAGAAGUGCCGCAUUCAGCUGGAUACUCAAUUCAAAGGCCAACCCCUGGACAUUGAACUAACUGGUUUAGGUCACUUCAAGAAGGAGGUCCUCUUUGCCAUGGUCAAACCUGGCCAGGAGGCUGACCAACUGACCAGUAUAGCAGAGUGUGUAGAAAAGUGUUACGAGGAACAUGAGCUGUAUGGAGAUGGGAAAGACUUUAAACCACAUGUGACAGUCAUGAAGUUAUCCAGGGCGCCCAGUCUGAGAAAGAAAGGUAUCCGCAGCAUUGCUUCAGAUUUAUAUGAAGACUACAAGGAUACUGCAUUUGGAGUGCAGAGAGUAGAGGGCCUACAACUUUGUGCUAUGCUCAAACAAAAAGAUGAGACGGGUUAUUACCAUGUGGAGCAUUCUGUUUCCUUUGGCACUGGUACUGAUAACACAAAAGAUUUAGGCACAGAAAUGAUGCAGGAAACCUCUGUUGAACCUAUUAAACAAUUACAGGAAGAAAUUACAAAGCAUGGUGAUUAUGUAAAUGGUAAAGAUACAGAAACUGAAAGGAAACAUGAAAAUUGUGUUGCAGUUGACAAACAAACACAUGAAGCAAUUUUGCAGUGUGAUACAGACGAUAAGCAAGUCGUCACUGAAACUGGUGGAUACUUUGAUUCUUCUGAAAGGCAGCUGUUGGAGAAAGAUAUAGGUGACUGUCAAUCUAAUUUUAAAACUGAAAAUGUACACCAGAGCUCAGAAACAAUUAUAAAAUAAUAACAAAUGAAUUUGCUUGUGAUAAAUAUCUCUGAAAUUUAAAGCACAAUAAUAUGGCAGUCACGAGGGCACCUGUGUUACAUGUGCAUGAAAGGCACUAAUGGAAGCAAUAAGCAGAAUUUUAAGCGGCUAGCUUUUGGUAAAAAUGGUGCUUUAAUUCGAUUUUAUCUUGUUAAAAUAUUCAAUAUUAGACGUUUGACUGAAAUGAGAGAGAGGAAGGAUUAAUUAAGAUGUUGGCACACAUUAAGGAGUUUACUGUGUACAUAUUGCAAUUAAAUUGUCACAUAAAAGUUAUUUUGUUGAUACGCUUUGAUUUGUGAUAGAGCCACCAUUACACUAUCUG
Lingula anatina is the source of this 2512-nucleotide messenger RNA. RefSeq lists its product as uncharacterized. The record is from RefSeq and is a predicted model, not a curated record. NCBI's taxonomy places the organism in Eukaryota, Metazoa, Brachiopoda, Lingulata, Lingulida, Lingulidae. Gene Ontology annotation, cellular component: cytosol. Gene Ontology annotation, molecular function: protein kinase A regulatory subunit binding.